Messenger RNA from Harpegnathos saltator (Jerdon's jumping ant), 1265 nucleotides. RefSeq lists its product as uncharacterized. The transcript is spliced from 7 exons. The record is from RefSeq and is a predicted model, not a curated record. The coding region runs from base 86 to 1024 and encodes 312 amino acids. NCBI's taxonomy places the organism in Eukaryota, Metazoa, Arthropoda, Insecta, Hymenoptera, Formicidae. Gene Ontology annotation, cellular component: cytoplasm.
GUCAAACGUCAGUUGAUUCAUCUGCUACGACUAUUAUUGCUUAACGUGUCUUUUAUACACGCUCGCUGUUCGCAUCCAAAAUACGAUGAUCCGGCUAGUUUUCGCUUUGCUGAUUUGUGUAUUUGUGACGGCAAGCUUUGUGGACACGCGGUUGAUUAGAAGCGAUUUGCAUGAGGAUUACAAUGAUUACAACAAUGUGCAGCAGAAGAUGGUGAAUGAAAAUAGAAGGCUGUUUGACCAAACAUAUUUAAUGAACAUUAAGGAGAACCGUAGGAAUACUAAUGACGACUUUGAGAAUUGGACUGGACGUUGGAUGCCUGAUAGAUUAGGUGAUCCAACACCACCACCUAAAGUAUACCCAUAUAGUGAGCAAGAACAUGAUAAAUUUAUGUCAAGAAGUCAUGAUAUAUAUAUGGGUUAUGUAUCACCAAACUGUGAUGAUGCAAAGACCAAUUUGACUGUUGAUUGGGAUCAUUCUGUAUCAGCGCAAACUUGUUAUGGUCAUCAUAUCGAACCAAGUGGGAAGGCCUCACAAGUCUAUUGUGAAUACAUUCCAAAAGCGUAUGAGGCUGCCCAUAAAUGCAUGAAUGAGACAAUCGAGUAUGAUGAUGAUAUACCUUUGUAUGGUCCACAUAGACCUUUAUGGCCAGUUUACGGAGAAUACAUGUACCUGCCCAAACAGAGAUGGCUGCACAGUCUCGAGCACGGAGCGGUCGUCAUGUUGUACCAUCCGUGCGCGAAUCCGCUGGAGGUAAACCGCCUAAAAAGUCUCGUCAGUCGGUGUCUUUGGCGACAUAUUAUCACACCGUGCAGCAAUCUGGAUGAGGACUAUCCUUUGGCACUUCUAUCUUGGGGCUGCAAGCUGUCUAUGUCUUACGUGAAUCCCGCGGUGGUGAGGCGCUUUAUACAGACAAAAGCUCUCCGUGGGCCGGAGCGAACUUCGAAAGACGGCCAAUUCACGGACGCGUUAUUGAAAGCAUCCGAUAUAGUUACAGAUCCAACGGACUCGUAUCUUUGUCCGUGAAUAUAUUAGGCGAAUGCGAACGGCACAACAUCGACCGAUGUGAUUUUCCAGAAUUUACAAUUUACUCAGAAUUUACUCAGGCGCAUUUAUGUUUAUAUUGCAUGUAUUUUUGUAUUUGCGUGUUUAUAUAUUUUUUCAUGACUUGUGUGUAUAGUCAAUCAUUUUUUUAUCAGUUGUACGUUACGUUUAACUAGCGUAGUAAUUAUUUAUUGUAAUUAUUGUAAAAUAUUCUAGUGACGAA